UAAGUAGAAGAAGAAGAUGAGUGUAAACGAUUUUUGCCGGUGUUGUCAAAAGAAUUUAAGGAUUCACGGAUUACUUUCCAAUUCGAUCCUCAUUUUUGAGAGAAACUUUAAAGGUGAACGCAUAUACGAACAAGUUCUCCGUUUAGGAUUACAACUCCACAAAACAGCACAAAAAUCGCUUCGCAUUUGUCGGUCCUGUCAUAACUUAAUAACACGGUUGGAACGCGACGUGCCCGUUUUAAAUAAAUGGAAAGACGACGAAGGAGACCAGGCUGAAGAAGCGAGUUCAUCUCAGGCAUCAGAGAAAAGAGACCGGGAGCCUACUCCCUCCAAGACGCCCAGGGCUCUGAAGAAGUUCUGCUCCACUCCGUCAACUUCAACCAGUACAAAACCGCGAAGAAGCAUUACAGAGGUUGUCACCCAUUACCAGUCACAGACUGUUGGCAAGGUAUGCCAUCAUGAAGAUGCCUCAAUCGUGAACAGCAUCAAAAACCAAAAAUGGACAACAGCUGCAAAGUUCAUUUUGAAGCAUAAACACCUAGUUGAGGAAAUAAAGGUGCACAUUCUGAAGCUUAUAAGCAACGAGUGCAAACAGAUCUGUGAUCCAACCAACGGAUUCAUCCUGUGGAAGUCAUCUCCAGCUGAUCUGAAAGCGUUUUCAUUUUCCAGCUUAGAGGCAGACCUAAAGUGUUUUUCACCAUUCUUUUUCUCAGUUCUUACAACUGCUACCAACCACUCUCAAACUGCAACUUGUGCAGCAGCGUCCAUUGCUUUGAGGGGAAGAGAAGCACGCCUGUCAGCCUUUGCAUACUACCUAAAUAGUAUUCUACAUUAUGGUGGGGCGAAAAAAGCAGUGUUUGAAAGGCUGAGCAAAAUGGGAAUAACAACCACUCACAAAAAUUCUGUGGAGAAGCAGAAGGAGUUAGCACUCCUAUGUGGGGACUCUCUAAAAAUGUUAAAGGUCCAGAAUGAAGUUUUCCUGAACUCUGAAGCAGAAGGAAACAUUGAUGUUGGUCAGAGAGUUGUCACCACCGAAGACCAAAGCACCAGGGAUCCGAAGGGGCCACUUAAUACAGUCCAUAAAAGCAUGGAAGAGCUUCCCUUGUCUGGUGAUAUAACAAUUGACCGAUAUAUAGAAACUCAACAAACACAUCAAAUGCGGAAAAAAACCCACAUCAAAUGCUGUGUCAUCUUAAAUUCCAGCCACCACAGCAACAAAUCCAUACACUGGAUUCACCAUAUUGCAGUCCAAGAUAGAGUCAGAACAUAUCACCUGAGCAAUGACAGACCGGACUAUGACAUCCUUCAAUACAACCUUUGCGACUCACUCCCGGGACCAGAAAUCCAGGACCAUAUGCGACGCGAGUUCAUUGUACUUGGUAGCCGCAUCCUUACCCAGUACCUGGCUGUUUUUAAACCCUUUAAGAAAGUAGUGGUUCACCACAUGCCACAUCAAUAUACGGAGGACAUGGCUAAGUGCUCCACUGAUUACCCACUGGGACUGCUCUUUAAAGAUGAGAACAAAACGUCUGAUUUGGUGGACACACUUCGCCACCUUCAGAAAGAGUAA
This is a messenger RNA of Paramisgurnus dabryanus, 1570 nucleotides long. The record is from RefSeq and is a predicted model, not a curated record. Lineage: Eukaryota; Metazoa; Chordata; Actinopteri; Cypriniformes; Cobitidae.